UUCCGAGGAUCCGGGGAGCCCUUCCCUGUCUCAUAAUAAAACAUUCAGCCAGCCUCAAUUCCUCUAUAGACCGUCCGUCUUGGGCAUCAUCCGAAGAAUGCCAACCAAGUAUAAAUGUAGUGCCACUUCUGUUCUCUCAACACAACCCGUUCUUUUGGUAUCAUUUUUUGCCUUUCGUCUGUUUUAGUUGGCUUCUUGUCUUUGCCUCCAACCACCAACAUGCUAUUCACCACACUCUUUGCAGCGACGACGCUCCUGGGCGUCACCCAGGCCCAAUAUGGAUACGGCCAUGAUCCGAAAACAGUUACGAAAACUCUCACUUCCACUGUAAAACUCCCCGGCAGGACAGUGACGACCCAGGGAUACUGCCCAACCACCACGAAAACAAUAUCUCUUCCUGGGUUCUCGAUUACCAAGACUAUCCCCGGAGCUGUGACAACCUUGACGAAAACCUCGACUUUGCCUAAGGUCAUCUCAACGGUUACGUCUACUGUCCCUGGAACCGUAACAACCUUGACAAAAACAAUGGUUGGGCCCGGUUCAACGGUGACAUCUACCAUCGCCGGCCCAGGUUCGACGGUUACGGUUACGUCUACUGCCAUUGGACCCGUCUUGACGGUUACGAAGUCUGUCGAUGGCCCCGCCUUCACUGUCACAUCAACCGAGACGCUGCCCGCGUUAACCUCGACUCUGACACUGCCCGGAUCAACUACCACAGUCGAUGGACCUGGCGUGACGAUCACAUCAACCAAGACGCUGCCCGCGUUAACUUCAACCGAGACGCUGCCCGCGCUAACUUCAACUCUGACGCUGCCCGGAUCAACUACCACUGCGACAGUCGAUGGACCCGCGAUAACAAUCACAUCAACCACGAUGCUCCCCGGAUCGACUACAACUUCAGUUCAGACUCGCACAGCUACUCUUUCCAUAUUUGUUUGCUAGACUCUGCUUGCGGUUGCCGUUGUGAUGUAGGCAUAUAGCUUGUAUGGAGACAUAUGAAGAUGGUCACAUAAUGUAGACAAAUAUAAGGGUCACGAUCUCUGAGCUCCAUGAGGGCCCCAUGAAUUAAUGUAAUAUAUCCUUUUUUUCCAC
Dothidotthia symphoricarpi CBS 119687 is the source of this 1092-nucleotide messenger RNA. RefSeq lists its product as uncharacterized. The record is from RefSeq and is a predicted model, not a curated record. The coding region runs from base 220 to 942 and encodes 240 amino acids. NCBI's taxonomy places the organism in Eukaryota, Fungi, Ascomycota, Dothideomycetes, Pleosporales, Dothidotthiaceae. The transcript has a single exon.